ACGGUCUACGUGGUGAGGAGUGGAAUCAUCCUGAUUGUGCACCUAUCACCAUGGUGGAGACCCGUACUGGGCUAGAGACUAACCCCUAUAGCAAGGAGCAGCAAGAAAAGAUGGCCGCCUUAGUCAGAGAGAAUAAGGAGAGAAAAGAGCGCGAGAAGCAGGCGAAGCUAAGGGCUAUCGCAGACGAGCAGGCGGCGAAGAUGAAGAGGUUGGAGGAGGAGAUGAAGAGAGUGCAACAAGAGGAGGAAGAAAGAAGGAAGGCUGCUGAAGCAGAAGCGGCAGCAGAAGAAGAGAAAGAGAGAAUGAGAAUUGAGAGUGGAGAAGGGAGCAGUGGUGGCACAAUGAAGUGGGAGACAGUUACUGAGUUGGAGAAGAAGAUCAGCGAGUGGGUCGCUAAUUUAUCGUUGGGGGAAGACGAGGAGGCAGAGUCAUAUGUGACUAAGGAUGAGAAGGCUGCACUGUCCGCUGAGUUAGCAGCCAUGACGGACCCGAUGGAACAAAGAGAGAGGGAAGACGAGCAAAAGUUAGCAUGGAAGCAGAGAAUGAAGAGGGAGAAGAAGAGGAUGAGAGAGGAAGUGAAUAAGAUGACCGCAGCAGUGGCAAAGGUUCAGGAGUGUAGAGCGGAGGUGCUGGCCCAGCUAGAUGAUAAGGCCAAGUGGGACAAAGUACUGGGCUAUCUAGAGGUGUUGAGCAAGGCCUGGAUGGAGGAGCGCCAGGCAAGCUGGAGCCACGAUGUAGCGUUGAGUGCCAUGCAGUCCAGGUUUAGGGAUUUUGCGCGCAAAAUCGUCACCCACAUUGGGGGCGAGGUCAAACAGUUGAGGGACAACAUAGGGAAGUUUUGUGAGGGCGCCAUUCAGGGUGCCAAAGCUGCAGCCGCUGUAGAAGGAGAGGGCAGACCCCAUAAGUUCCCAGACGCGUACGGGGGAACGAAGGACGAUAACUUUGACAACUGGGAGGCCAGUGUCAAUAGUUAUAUCUACUUACAGCACAUCCUAACGGAGGAACAAGUCCUCGUGGCCUUCCAGGCCCUCAAAGAUGAAGCAGCUAGUUUCGCCACGUCUCUUGCGCGUACAGCCGGUUGUGAAAACAACCUGGUUGCAUAUUCCAAAGUCACUCCUCUUUCCCAAUUCCUCAAGCUCCUCAAGGAGCGGUUCGCUGACCCAACGCGAGGCAUUAGAGCCUCUGAUAAGCUCCAAAYGAUCCACUCCCGGCAGUGGAGGAGUGCCAAGGCACUCAAGGGUACCAUGGACGACUUGGUAGUCGUCCUAGACCACGGGGUCACUGAGCCCCAGUUGGUCCAGUUGUUUUAUCGUGCCAUUCCAGAGGCCCUACGCGGGCAUUUCUUUGACAAAUCUCCGCAGGCCGGCAUGACUUACGAUGCAUUGAAGGCACGUACAGAUUUAGUAAUACAGAAGUUCUUUGACUUUUGGGUUAGUGGGAAUGGAAUCCCAUUGUCAAUAGUUAGUGAUAGAGAUAGUCGUUUCACCAGCCAGAACUGGCAAGAACUCAUGGGAGUCUACGGAUCUAAGUUGUUAAUGUCGUCCGACCGUCACCCAGAGACUAACAGUCAGACAGAACAGAUGAACAAGAUCCUACAGCAAGUUCUGCGCAUGUACAUUAGACCAGAUCAGAUUAACUGGGAUGAGAUGUUGCCCAAGGUCGCUAGUGCGUACAACAACAGAGUGCAUCUAUCCACCUGCCGCACUCCCAAUGAGUUGCACAAGUCCUUUAGACCGCGCAGACAGUUCGAAGGACUGAACCGGGAUCAGAUUCACAGAUUACCGCCCGGCACCAGGGAGUUUGCGAUACAGCACGAAAAGGAGCUAGCCACUGUUGUUGAGAACCUUCGGAAGGCCCAACACAAAAUGAUAGAGCAGGCUAACAAGCACCGUCGCCCAUCACAGUUUCAAGUAGGCGACUUAGUCUGGGUCAAAGCAAAAGAGUCUGCACCGCAAGAAAACAUCUCGCAGAAGUUACUGUCUGCAUAUAGAGGACCGUGGCCGGUUCUAGAAGUCAAGGGCGGAGAGGAUGGACCGUCCUACAGCAUUGAGAUUCCAGCACACCUCCACACAUACCCUGUGUUCCAUGCUUCAAAGCUGCUGCCCUGUGUCACUAGUCAACAGUUCCCUUCCAGGAGAUCCAUGAUCCCACCGGAUAUGGAUGGGAGCUAUGACAUAGACGGCAUUGUAGAAGAGGAUGUGUUUAGGACAGGAGGUAGAGGUCGUCCCCAGAAACAGUAUAAGGUCCGGUUUGCUUAUCAGGAACCGGAAGACGACCGUCGGUUCACGAAAGCAGAACUUCUAGAGUCUGCUCCCGACAUAGUCAGAGCCUAUGAGCGUGACAAGAAAGGUAAAGGUCCCGCCUUGGACUGAAAUUUUCUCGGAGGACCUCGAAUUUAGGACGGCGGGAGUGAAACGGUUUUCACCUUUUAG
Messenger RNA from Chara braunii, 2432 nucleotides. The record is from the annotation of a GenBank genome assembly. Lineage: Eukaryota; Viridiplantae; Streptophyta; Charophyceae; Charales; Characeae.